AUGUCUGUCCACUUUCUGGCCUUACUCGUGCUUGUGCUGACUCUUGAAGAACAAGUUUACUCGGGGAAGAUCACUGGAGGCCAUGAGGCUGUGCCACAUAGCAGGCCAUACAUGGUGCUUUUGGAGAGGUACAUGUCAGAUGGUCAAAAAAAGUACUGCGGUGGCUUCCUUCUGAAUGAGGAUUUUGUGAUGACUGCUGCCCACUGUCACGCCAAGUCCUACAGAGUCUUUCUGGGACUUCAUAAUUACAACAAGCAGAAUGAAGUACAGCAUGUGAAUGUGCCUGGGGAAAAUGCAUUUCCACAGAAAGGCUAUGAUGAAGCUGAAUUGAAAAAUGACAUAAUGCUUCUGAAGUUGAGCACCAAGGCAGUGUUAAACAAGAAUGUGAAACCUAUUGAUCUCGCAGACCGUGAUGAUAGAUCGCCAAAAUCAUGCAUAGUCUCUGGUUGGGGAAGUACAGAAAACAGCAAACACCCAUCUCCCAAACUUUUGGAAGUCAAUGUAACCCUGGUUGAAAAUGAGAUGUGUGUUAAGGAAAAUAAGUACUGCUCAAAGGACAAGGGUGGCCCAGGUCAAGGAGACUCUGGUGGCCCAUUAGUCUGUGAAGAUGGAAAGGCAUAUGGGGUGGUGUCCGCCAGCAAGCUAAACCCAGAUGGAUCAAGAUAAAAUAAACCAUGUAAAACUUAGCUGAUCAAACCCCAGUAUUAGAAUUUGUGCUUGGGUUUAGCUUGAAAAAGAAGUGAUGCGAUACUGCGUUAAAAUUAGAUAACUGAGUUGUUUUGGUAGAUAUGCAUCUAAAAAACUUAAAAAAAAAAAAAACUUAAAAAAAACAACAACACAAAACAAACAUACAUUAAGUUGCACAUUAGUUACAGUUAAGUAGAAUCUGAACUUUUACUCAAUGCUGUUUAUUAAAUGAGAUGCUGAUGUUAGAUACUGCAUUACCUGAUUUUUUUUUUUUUUUUUUUAAA
This is a messenger RNA of Neolamprologus brichardi, 971 nucleotides long. Lineage: Eukaryota; Metazoa; Chordata; Actinopteri; Cichliformes; Cichlidae. The record is from RefSeq and is a predicted model, not a curated record.